CACGCCGGUUGGCUACUGAAACCGCUCAUCUCUCUCCCUUAUAAACACUACACUUCAUUGCUUUCCCCAUUCUCUUCAUCCUUCUCUUUCACUCUUUUCUCCGUCUUUGACUGAAAACAUUAAAUCUCCUUCAAUGCUUAACUUGCAUGCGAGUUCCUGUGUAACCUCUUCUUCGCCAUCUUCCUCCUACCCCUUUCAGUCCCAAUCCCAAUGCUUUUAGAAACUGAUUCUGAAUCCAUCCUUGCUUCCAAGUUUUCUCUGUUUCUUUCCAAGAACUCUCGGCCGCAUGGUGGAGUAGCUUUCAGUAACGCCUAAAGCUCACUGAGGGAAACCGAAGAAGAAGGGGGGAAAAUUUUAAGUCAGACUUCACAUAAGGGAACACAAUAUGGCUCGCGCUACAAACUGGCUGUCGUUUUCGCUGUCGCCGAUGGAAAUGUUGAGAUCCUCCUCCGAUUCUCAGUUCGUCCAAUACGACAAUCUCUCUGCUAACAACAACUCUCAUUACUUCGUCGAUAAUUUCUAUGCCAAUGGAUGGCCGAAUCUGAAGUCACAAGCAGAUUACUAUGGCCAAGUAGAACAAAACCAAACCGGAGACAGCUUGACGGGCCCACAAAAUCAGAACGAUGGAGUUCCGAAGCUGGAAGAUUUUCUGGGCUACGCCGACAGCCAAACGGAGACGCAAGAUUCGUCGCUGACUCAGAUAUACGAGCAGGGAGGCGGCGGCGGCGGCUACUUCGGCGAUCCUCAGGAUCUGAAAGCAAUCGCUGGGUUUCAAGCUUUCUCUGCGAACUCCGGCUCCGAGGUAGAAGACUCGGCUUCCAUGGCCAAGACUGCUCAUCAGGCUGCUUGUGGGGAGUUUGCGAUCGAGUCCUCUGGGAACGAAGUGGCGUUCUCCGGUUGCACGACGGGUGCUUUGUCCCUGGGCGUCACUCAAAGCCGUGAGAAAGCCAUUGUUGCGGUGGACUCGGAUAGCAAGAAGAAAGUCGCCGAUACAUUUGGUCAGCGAACUUCAAUCUACAGAGGCGUUACAAGACACCGAUGGACUGGAAGAUAUGAAGCGCAUCUAUGGGAUAACAGUUGCAGAAGAGAGGGUCAGGCGAGGAAAGGACGUCAAGUGUAUCUGGGAGGAUAUGACAAGGAAGAUAAGGCCGCAAGAGCUUAUGAUUUGGCUGCUCUGAAGUACUGGGGUCCAACUGCUACCACCAACUUUCCUGUUUCGACUUACACAAAGGAAUUGGAGGAGAUGAAACAUGUAACGAAGCAAGAAUUCAUUGCUUCACUGCGCAGGAAAAGUAGCGGUUUUUCUAGAGGAGCUUCUAUAUACAGAGGCGUAACAAGGCAUCAUCAGCAGGGUCGAUGGCAAGCAAGAAUCGGUCGUGUCGCGGGGAACAAAGAUCUAUACCUUGGAACAUUUGCUACUGAGGAAGAAGCAGCUGAGGCAUACGAUAUUGCAGCCAUUAAAUUCAGAGGUGCAGGUGCUGUGACGAACUUUGAGAUGAACAGAUACGAUGUGGAAGCUAUUAUGAAGAGUACUCUUCCUGUUGGUGGAUCAGCCAAACGUGCAAAACACUCCCCAGAAUCAGAAGACAAUGUUCUUCCUAGCAAUAACCUCCAUAACCUGCAACCUCAAUAUCCAAACGCGAUCAAUACCAACGGUGGAACUAUCAGUUUCACUCCCAUUCAACCUGCACUUGCUUCUAUCCCCUGUGGCAUUCCCUAUGAUUCCGCUGCAGCACAUUACCACCACAAUCUCUUGCACCAUUUUUAUCCUCCUAGCAGUUCUGGAACCGUCGAUUCUGCUGUAUCCGCAGCUGCGGCUGUUGUGGCUCCGAUGACUUCGAUGCCGGCUGCUGCUGAGUUUUUCCUGUGGCCUCAUCAGCCUUGUUGAUCGCCUGAUAUAGUCAAGUAGUUAUCUCUUCUUCUAACAUAUCAUUAGUUAUAAUAGGGUUUAUCUCUCACAGUUCAGCUGACUCCCCAUCGAAUAUACCUUAACUGGGAAGAAAGAAAACUAAGGUAGGUUUUGGUUGGUGCUGGUAAAUGCUAGAGUUUCAGUUUACAGGUUAGAAGCUGGAUCAUGUAAGUGACUUUUGAAAGAUAAAUUGAGUAGGGCAGGAAUUUAUAAAUGCUUUUUUCACCUUA
Molecule: messenger RNA, 2139 nt
Organism: Prosopis cineraria
Lineage: Eukaryota; Viridiplantae; Streptophyta; Magnoliopsida; Fabales; Fabaceae
Product: AP2-like ethylene-responsive transcription factor AIL6
Exons: 9
Coding region: 386-1888 (500 amino acids)
Biological process (GO): regulation of DNA-templated transcription
Molecular function (GO): DNA binding; DNA-binding transcription factor activity
Source: RefSeq, a predicted model, not a curated record